CAGUCUACAUCACGUGAUCUGUAGGUGUGGCUGCCUGCAGCAGUUAACUUAAUUUUGGCAGGGUCGAUUGAUUGCUGUAGUACAAUGAAGUUACUUUUAUUGAUUGCUAUAUUGUUCUCUGUUGGUUGUAGAGGAGCAGAAGCUGCUGAAGGAGCAGUAGAGGAAGCAGUCCCGGCCCAUUGUCACUCUGAAACUGUUAACAGCAAUGUAAGACUGGCCACUCUCAAGAUUGAGGAGGUUAAACUCCCUUUAAUCUUCUCCAGUUUCAUAAUCAUUGUCAUACUAGCUAAGAUAGGAUGGCAUUAUCCAUGGAUGCAUGUGAUAUCGUCCAAUAUACCAGAGUCAUGUAUGUUGAUUGUACUUGGAACUCACAUUGGUGGUAUACUAGUUGCUUCCUUCAGAUUGGAUGAGUGCACUCCAAAUGAUAAUCUUCCUUUCAGAUUCACUCCCCAGCUGUUCUUUGUGUUUCUAUUGCCGCCGAUAAUAUUUGCAUCAGGAUAUUUCCUUGACAACAGAGCAUUCUUUGAAAAUAUAAUCUCAAUUCUCAUGUAUGCGGUUAUUGGAACAGUUUGGAAUGCAUUUGCUCUUGGUAAUUAUUAUAAUAGAUUAUUAUUAAUAAUAUUGUUACUGUUAAUAGGGUUUACCUUAUAUGGUUUGUCUGUGGCUGGUCUGAUGGACUCUCAUCUGUCCAUUCCUUCUGCUCUUUUGUUUGGUACGAUAUGUGCUGCUGUAGACCCAGUCGCUGUACUAGCUGUCUUUGAUGAGAUACACGUUAACAAGUUAUUGCAUAUACUAGUUUUUGGAGAGUCACUUUUAAACGAUGCUGUUACUAUUGUGUUAUUCCAAGUUCUUGGAGCUUUUGCUAAUAUUGAAUUUGAUCAUGAGACUACUCAUAAUAUUGGAGUUGAUGUUGCUGUUGGGUUUGCUCAGUUUUUUGUUGUUGUUAUUGCCAGUAUAAUAAUCGGAUUCAUUUUUGGAAUAAUAACAUGCUUAUUGACAAGAUUGACCCAUCACGUUCAUGUUCUUGAGCCAGUGUUCCUGUUCGUUUUGGGUUAUUUGUCAUAUUUAUGCGCUGACCUUUUUGCCUUCUCUGGUAUAAUAAGUUUGAUUGUAUUUGCAAUAAUGGUCAAGCACUACGUCCCUCCAAACUUGUCAUUCAAGUCAAACAUCACUUUUAAGUAUUUCCUGAAAAUGAUAAAUGUGUUGGCGGAGAUGGUCAUAUUCCUUUAUCUUGGUAUCGCUCUUUAUGAUGAUCAUUUCCACAGUUGGGACACUGGUCUUGUCCUCUGGACCAUUGUACUGACAUUAAUAUUCAGACCUAUUGGUACGUUUGUCUUAACUCUGCUCCUUAAUAGGCUCCGCUUUCAUAAAAUCACACUCAAGGACACCUUUAUAAUGUCCUUCAGUGGCCUAAGAGGAGCUGUUGCCUUUUCUCUGGCGUUGACACGAUUGUUUGAAGAGGGUCAGUCUUCCCUUCCUGAGGGGGAGAGGACUCUGAGGAAGCGAAUGGUCACUGCAGUCACUGCCCUCCUCCUCUUUACUGUCUUUGUACAGGGCACCACCAUAAAGCCACUAGUGAGAAUGAUUAAAGUUAAGAUUGAGAAUGUCCAUCAAGUGUCACUGAACGAAGUCAUUCAUAAUGAUACAAUGGAGCACAUUAAUUCUGGUAUGCAGGAUAUUGCUGGUACCUUUGGAUUCAACAGAUUAGUGGAAAUCCUACAGUUUCUUGAUGUUAAAUAUUUCCGGAAACUAUUUGAGAGAUUUCCUGAGGCCAAAGAUCGAGAUAUAAUUAACAAAUUUAAGAAAUUGCAGUUUAAAGAAUCAACUCAAGAAGUGGAAUCUCAUCACUGCAAUACAGAAACUCAUGAAGAACACAGACUAUUGAAUGAUGAAGUUUGUGAAGCAGCUAAAAGUUGUGAAGAUGCUGUUCCUAUUCUUGAUGAGAUUUUGAAAGCAAAUCGAUUUAACCCUCAUGAAGAUCAUUACAAUCAUGUUAUAAUUCAUGAUGAAAAUGAUGAAAUUGAUCAUCAUCUUCAGAAAGUUAAACUUCGCAAGAGACUACAGGUGAGGAAGGGAAGGAGAUCUACUUUCCAGAGACGUCAUACGACUCCAUCAUUUCCUACGAUUCCCACUAGCAGUAGGACUGGUCUGGUAGCUUCUCCUCUUGAGGCCAUUGAGGAGACAGACAGUGGAAGGGACAGGCUAGUCAGCUUGUCUGCCGUUAUUGGUCAAACAGAUGAACCAAUGAUUGAUCCUCACUCUGUCCCUCAAGCUUCCUCUAAUGAUACUCCUUUGUAACUUUGUAACUAUACAUGAACCGUUUUUAUAACAUAAUGAUGAUUUAUCUUUCAUAGUUUUGGUCAUUCUGUCAUUGUAGUUUGUAUAUCAAUGGAUUACUUU
Messenger RNA from Amphimedon queenslandica, 2400 nucleotides. RefSeq names its product sodium/hydrogen exchanger 3-like. Gene Ontology annotation, cellular component: plasma membrane. The record is from RefSeq and is a predicted model, not a curated record. Gene Ontology annotation, molecular function: sodium:proton antiporter activity; potassium:proton antiporter activity. The transcript has 21 exons. Gene Ontology annotation, biological process: potassium ion transmembrane transport; proton transmembrane transport; sodium ion import across plasma membrane. Lineage: Eukaryota; Metazoa; Porifera; Demospongiae; Haplosclerida; Niphatidae. Bases 85 to 2298 code for a protein of 737 amino acids.